AUGGCCCAGUGUCAUCGAGACGGCCAUCCUGGCGGUGGCCCUGGCUAUGGUCCUCCCUGUGGGCCCCCAGAUAACUACCCGGUGUGCGAGGAAGUCUGGAAGUACAUCGCAAAGGAGCUCAAACACUACUUCAUCGACGAUCAUGGCGAGUGCACCCAGCUGGCUGCUCAGGCUGUUCGGCUGCCCCUCCACGACUGCUUCCCUGAUGGCGGCUGCGACGGGUCCAUCAUCCUCACCGACGAGUGUUCCCGCCCGGAGAACUGGCAAAUGCUUUCCAUCUGUGGUGUUCUAUACAAAAUGUACAAGGACUAUCGUGUCGGUGCCGCUGACCUAAUCAAUUUUGCUGGCUCUAUCGCCAACAAGGCCUGCCCCUGGGGGCCCUUCAUCCCAUUCUAUGUCGGACGACAUGACAACCCAACUCCAGCUCCUGAGUACCAAAUGCCAGGCGCCUACUCCAAUGCCUCGACCUUGAUUGCAGAGUUUGCCGCCAGGGGUUUCUCGGUCACAGACCUUGUUGCGCUGGUGGGUGCGCAUAGUGUUGGCGGCGAUUUGUGGCGGAAGCCAUUCGAUACCACGCCUGGCGUCAUGGAUAGUCCAACGUACUAUACCGAGGUGCUGGUCGGCAAUGCGCCUUCCAUCCUGUACAGUGACAAGUCUCUGGCCCUGGAUCCUGCUUCGACCGACGAUUGGCAAUUGUAUGCUCGUGAUCAGUAG
Molecule: messenger RNA, 714 nt
Organism: Cryphonectria parasitica EP155
Lineage: Eukaryota; Fungi; Ascomycota; Sordariomycetes; Diaporthales; Cryphonectriaceae
Product: heme peroxidase
Exons: 2
Coding region: 1-714 (237 amino acids)
Biological process (GO): response to reactive oxygen species; cellular response to oxidative stress; hydrogen peroxide catabolic process
Molecular function (GO): heme binding; peroxidase activity
Source: RefSeq, a predicted model, not a curated record